AUGCAGGCGAUCGGCCACCAUCUGCAGCCGCGCGGCAAGCAGCAGCAGCCGCGCCGCUCCACUCGAAUCCGAGAGGAAUGUGCUGUCGAAAGGCAUCUUACACACCCGCACCGCCAGUUGCCUCUCGUAAUACGACGCAGACCGCCCUCUGAGACCGGUCACUGCGGGCCCCGGCGCGAGCCUGAAGUUCGACGACAGCGUGUGAUUGAUGCAGACGAGCCCGUCAAUGCGGGACUGCGUGCCGUGUGUCAUGACGUGCUGCAACAGCGGCCCACUCGCGUUCGACCAGCCAAUACCAACAACGUAGACGCUUCUGGUGACGUUCACCGCGUGCUCAUGGUGUUGUGGCACACCGGACAGCCUGGGCAGCUCAGUCGACUGCAGUUCCGCAUCCUCGUCGGUGUACCGCACUUCCAUGGUCGCAUUGUCCGUACCGGACGGCGGUGGCACCGCGACGCGACGCAGCCUGCACAGAUGCGAGACAACGUGAUCAAUGUCCUCCGCCGUCACCGGAACCCGUUCACGCUGCGAGGCCUCGGCUGCAGAAGGUUGGUACCCUGCAGGCCAGUUUACCAUCUCCGCAAAGGGAACAGCAGCAUGCCAAGAAGCGAAACUGAGGCCAUUGGCGUCCGACAUCCUCGAUGCGCCCUCAUGUGA
Molecule: messenger RNA, 657 nt
Organism: Trypanosoma grayi
Lineage: Eukaryota; Euglenozoa; Kinetoplastea; Trypanosomatida; Trypanosomatidae
Exons: 1
Coding region: 1-657 (218 amino acids)
Source: RefSeq, a predicted model, not a curated record